GGCGAGAAGGAGACGACCUACAAGCUCAAAAUGGACUCUUCAGUGGACGAACAUCMAUGAGGUCUGAUGCUGUAGAUGUUGGUGAUUUCAGCCUCACUCUGAGAGAACCUCAACUUCUAGACAGCGGUGUCUACAUCUGCAGCAUUCGUCAAGAGAUGGAAGAAAAAAUGCUGACAGGCAUUCAGCUGAAUGUCAAAGAGAUUUUUCCAACUUGGUCCAGUAUUUACCUGGUUCUGCUGGUUCUACUUCCUAUUUCUGGAGGCCUUUUAUUUMAUUUCCGACAUUAUUUCAUGUCAGCUGGAUCUGACUCAUCCAUCAUAUCCAUAGACUUUGGUUCAGGAUUCAGUGGCUACGCUUUCAAUGUUAAACYGAGACAGGAAGGAGGUGAGACCCAGAUAAAGAGAUGGAGUAAUGGACUUGGACUAGACACCCCAAAGACUCCAACCUGCAUCCUGUUUGAUGAACAUGAAGAAUUUAUGAAGUUUGGUUAUGAAGCUGGAACGRCAUUUUACAAUAUGAGAGGAGAAGAAGCUGAGAAACAUUAUUUCUUUGAAAGGUUCAAGACGGCUAUCCUUAGGAAAGAUUACUGGAGGAGAGGAAUUGAAGCUGCCAACAGGAASAAAAUGACGGAGCUGCAGGUUUUUACAGAGGUUCUGAGAUUCCUGGAGGACGAUGCUCUGAAAACCAUCAGAUCUUAUCAAGAAGGUGGAGAGUUCACAGSUGAUGACUUCACCUGGGUGCUGACUGUUCCUAAAAUCUUGGAAGAUUCCAUUAAAGAGCUCAUAAUAAAAUCUGCAAUCCAGGCUGGUCUUGUAACAGACGCCACUAAAGACAAACUGAUGUUUGUUUUGGAGUCAGAAGCAGCUUUGACCUGGUGUUUGAAGCUUCAACCUGAUGGUUUCAUCACACAGAACCACAGCAGAGACUCACAGGAUCAACCUGCAGGAGCAGCAGAACCUGAUACCAGCUGUAACGGUACUGUGUGGAUCUAUAAUGUCUSGCAGACAAACAUUCAAUAUCUAAUAGGUUUUGGUAUGUCUUAUAGGACAAGUGUAACAUAUGAAUGGAUUCUCUAGAUGAUCUGUUUGAUCAUAUGGAUGCAAGUAGUGUAUAAUGUUUUUUGUUAAAUUUGCUCAUAAGUGUUUUAUCCAUCUUUAAAACCACCAUGGCUAUGCUAAUAAUAAUAUAUAAAUAAUAAUUUCCUCCUCGAUCUGAUGGUUGUUUCAACCUCGAGCCAGAAACUGUGA
Poecilia reticulata (guppy) is the source of this 1247-nucleotide messenger RNA. The record is from RefSeq and is a predicted model, not a curated record. NCBI's taxonomy places the organism in Eukaryota, Metazoa, Chordata, Actinopteri, Cyprinodontiformes, Poeciliidae.